This is a messenger RNA of Petromyzon marinus (sea lamprey), 2768 nucleotides long. RefSeq lists its product as uncharacterized. Gene Ontology annotation, molecular function: RNA polymerase II transcription regulatory region sequence-specific DNA binding; DNA-binding transcription factor activity, RNA polymerase II-specific. Gene Ontology annotation, cellular component: nucleus. The record is from RefSeq and is a predicted model, not a curated record. NCBI's taxonomy places the organism in Eukaryota, Metazoa, Chordata, Hyperoartia, Petromyzontiformes, Petromyzontidae. Gene Ontology annotation, biological process: regulation of transcription by RNA polymerase II.
UACUACAGAUUCUGAUCUUACAGUCUAAAUACUACAGAUUCUGAUCCUACAGUCUAAAUACUACAGAUUCUGACCCUACUGGUAGCGGCGUCUGUUCGAGGCGCCUUGUGCGGCAUCUUGCCGCUCGCUGCGAGAGACGAAGACGCAGGACAAAGAGGCGGACGCCGCUGAUUGAGCGGCGAGGAGGAGGAGGAGGAGAGGAAGAGUAGGCAAAGUACAACUCUACAGAGUGGGCGAGGGGGCCUCUGCAACAGCAGUGGCGAUGGAGGGGUGCGUCAAAGUGACGCUCAUCAAGGAGGAGUACGAGGAAGGGCAGCUCAGCGCCGACGCUUGCCCAGACCUCAUCGUCAAGUUCGAGGAGACGGACGACGACGCCGGUGGCGGCGACGGCGUCGCUCCUCCAUGCCUGAACAUCGUUAAAGUGGAAGGCACUCCGGAGAGACCCCAGCAGGAGGAGGGCGAGGAGGAGGAGGAGGUGACGGGGGACCGCCCAGGAUUCCCGGAGACUCCGGGACGAGUCCCGGUCAAGGUGGAGGUCUGGGCGGAGGACGUCAAGAAGUUUGUCGAGGUGGAGCUGCUGGAAGAGGACGUUGGCCGAGCGCGGCACGAGGCCCAAGACACGUGGCCGCUGUGCGAGGGCUGCGGCCUGGAGCUCGGCCGCCGAUGCCUCCGCCUGAAGGUGGACGACGCACUGGCGGCGGCACCGCCACCGCCGUCACCGCGGUCACCGCGGGCCUGCGCGCGGUGCGGCGACGCGAUCGCCGUCGGCGCCGCAGCGUUUGUCUACGGCCAGCGGACGAGGCCGACGGAGGCCCGCGGAGAGGAGGAGGAGGAGGAGCGGCCGCCGCCGCCGGCGACGCCGCCGACGCGGCGCCCCGCGUCGCCGGCGUCCGACGGCAGGAAGCACGCGUGCCGGGAGUGCGGCAAGGCGUUCCUCUACCGGUGCCAGCUGAAGCGCCACAGCAGGACGCACACGGGCGAGAGGCCGCACGCCUGCGCCGAGUGCGGCAAGCGCUUCUCGCAGCGCUCCCACCUGGAGACGCACGCCCGCAUCCACACGGGCGAGCGGCCGCACGCCUGCGCCGAGUGCGGCAAGGGCUUCCGCCAGCGCUCCAACCUCAAGAUCCACGCGGCGACGCACACGGGCGAGCGGCCGCACGCCUGCGCCGACUGCGGCGAGCGCUUCUCCCACCGCUCGCACCUCGCGGCGCACUCGAGGACGCACGGCGCGGCCGGGGGCCCCGGCGCCCCCCGCGCCGGGGCCGCCCGGGCGUUCUCCAAGCGCUCGAGCCUCAGCGUGCACUCGCCGCCCCGCGCCGGCGUCAAGCCGUACGCGUGCGCCGAGUGCGGCAGGGGCUUCGCGAAGCGCUCCAACCUGAAGACGCACGCGCUGGCGCACGCCGGCGACCUGCCGCACCCGUGCGUCCAGUGCGGCAAGGGCUUCUGCUACCGCUACCAGCUGAAGCGGCACAGCAGGACGCACACGGGCGAGCGGCCGCACGCGUGCGCCGAGUGCGGCAAGGGCUUCACGCAGCGCUCGCACCUGGAGACGCACGCGCGCAUCCACACGAGCGAGCGGCCGCACGCGUGCCUCGACUGCGGCAAGAGGUUCACGCAGCGCUCCAACCUCAAGAUCCACGUCCUGACGCACGCCACCGAGAAGCCGUACGUGUGCGAGGGGUGCGGCAAGGGCUUCUCGCACCGCUCGUACCUGAUCACGCACGCGCGCACCCACACGGGGGAGAGGCCGCACGCGUGCAAGGAGUGCGGCAAGGCGUUCGCGCAGCGCUCCAACCUCAACAUCCACGCCCUGACGCACACGGGCGAGCGGCCGCACGUGUGCGUCCAGUGCGGCCGGGGCUUCACGCAGCACUCCAACCUGAAGACGCACGCGCUCACGCACGCCGCCGGGAAGCCGCGAGCGCGCAGGGGCCCUCGAAAAGUUCCGAGCUGAGGAGGAGUCGUCGUCCCCCGGCCCCGCUCAGUUCCGUUAUCCUUCCCCGCGCCUCCCCCCCGCUGAACACGGCGGGCUACUCGCGGCGGGAACGAAGUGCAACGUGCGUACGCUACACGCCGGGCUCUCUACCCGCGCCGCAUUUCAUUGCGCGCGGUUUUUUCGUUGUUUUGUUUUUCCAUUGGGUGCAAAUUGUGAACAACGGCCAUGUCAGACAUUGGCUCAUCUUUAUCGGCAUUGGAAUUGGUUUCACUGUUUGAUGGACAUGGGGUCCCCGGUUCAAACCCCCCCGGCGGAAGGGAGGGAGGCCUCGUCUCCUUCAGCCGUGGAUCUUAGUCUCCCCGUCUGGCCUGUUGCCCGAGAUUUAGCAGGUGGGGAUGACCAGACUAGGAGUUGACAGCCGAAGAGGGCGCAGAGGCCAGAGGUCAGUCCGGAGCCCGUGGACUUUGUACUCAAGGGCUGUCCGGUCCAAGGUCGGCGCCGGCUCUCAACAUCGGGCAGGCGUCGGCGACGCCAGCGCAUUGCACGCAACGCACGGGAUGGUGAUCUUGUCGACCCCCGGUGAUUGCCAAACGUAAGUACACGUUCCAGCGUGGCAGUCUGGGACGCGCGCGCGCCGUUGAGAAGUCGCUUCACCGGCUACCCUGGUGGGGGGGUCAGAGCACGUGCGUACUCUGUUUAAGAUGUGUGGAUAAUACUCUUUGGUUUUUUCGGUAAAGUCACGUAGGUAAAAUAAAAUAAAACAACUUAAUGAAAUCACGACGUUUCGGAGGCAACGCAAGCUUCCGUCCACAGGUGGAACAGUCACAGCAGA